AUGACCAACAUCAUCGAGAUCAACGAGGAGUACGCGUACGCCAUCGUGGAGCCGGGCGUCACCUUCAUGCAACUUCACGCUGAAAUCAGACGGCGGAACCUGAACCUGUGGAUGUCCGUACCAGCUUUGGGAUGGGGCUCUGUCAUUGGAAAUGCUCUGGAGAGAGGUUUUGGUUACACCCAGGAAGCUGUGCACUACAAACAGCAGUCCGGUUUGGAAGUUGUCCUGCCCAACGGCGAUCUUCUAAGAACUGGGAUGGGGGCUAUGGAGAAUAACAAGACUUGGCCACUCUACUCGGGGGGCCUGGGGCCGGGUGUGGAUGGCAUUGUUACCAAAAUGGGCGUUCACCUUUCUCAUGCCCCUGAAGCAUAUACCCGCAUCGAAGUGGAUUGCUUCAAUGACGAAGAUGUCGUCCCUCUUACAGGCGCACUCACAGAGUUGAUGCGACGGCGCGUCAUUACCAACCCACCCCAACUCUUCAACACCAUGACCAUCAUCACCGGGAUGAUCGGCGCCAGCAAGGAGCUCACCGAAGCGCUGGGACAGUAUUCGUCUCUGAAGCACCGGAUUCCCGCCGAUAUCGUCGCCGACAUCACCAAACGCUUCAAACUCCCUGCCUGGCGCACCGCAUUUGCCAUAUACGCGCCCCGUGAGGCUCAUCCUGGCCUCAUCGAGGCGAUCAAGCGCCGCUUCGAGCUUGUCAAAGGCUCAAAUAUCACGACCGAGACAUGCACUGCGCCACCAGGCGAGUACCUACGAGGCGAGGAUGUAGCCCCGGACUUCCUCCCUCAGAACGGCGUUCCGAGCAUUGAACACUUGAAGAUGCUCGAGGGACACAACGACGGUGACGGCCUCUGGCACAACUCCUACUCUCCCGUCAUCCCACCGUCUGGCCGCGAGUUGUAUGAAUGGUACCUCGGCGCGAAGAAAAUCACUGAAGACAACGAUCUCAACUUCGUGGCCGAUUUCCACGUCUUUGACCGCUACGUCAUCGCCAUCAACCUUGUCCUGUUUCACCCUUUGGCGAGACCCCGAUUACAUCCCCUUCAAAUGGCGCUCAUGGAGCAUACGCGGAAGCUUGGGUAUCUCGAGUACCGAGCGCAUAUCAGCUUCAUGGACGUGACUGCCGCCCACCAAAACUUCAACGGAGGUGCCUUCGGACGGUUCACGACAUUGCUCAAGGAUGCUAUCGACCCGAAUGGGGUGUUAUCGCCCGGAAAGCAAGGAGUCUGGAACACGGGUGCAGGCCCGAAGCUGUAA
Messenger RNA from Colletotrichum chrysophilum, 1260 nucleotides. RefSeq lists its product as uncharacterized. The transcript is spliced from 3 exons. Gene Ontology annotation, cellular component: mitochondrion. The record is from RefSeq and is a predicted model, not a curated record. Gene Ontology annotation, molecular function: D-lactate dehydrogenase (NAD+) activity; flavin adenine dinucleotide binding; D-lactate dehydrogenase (cytochrome) activity. Bases 1 to 1260 code for a protein of 419 amino acids. Gene Ontology annotation, biological process: lactate catabolic process. NCBI's taxonomy places the organism in Eukaryota, Fungi, Ascomycota, Sordariomycetes, Glomerellales, Glomerellaceae.